AUGAACCUCCUCGUACUCCUCGCUUGCAUCACUCUGACGUGCGCAGAUAUCACCAACACCACUGAGAAUGUCACGUCAACCGAACCCCCGACCGACUCAACCAAUUCAACCAAAGAAAUCCUCAAGGCCAGUGAAACCGGCGACCCAACCAAAACCGAAAUAGUGAAACAAAUCCGCCGCCUCAACGAAGAUGGAUCGUACACCAUCGGCUACGAAGCCAACGACGGGACAUUCAAAAUAGAGAGCCGUGACGUCUUAGGAAACGUGAAAGGAACUUUUGGAUAUCUUGAUGAAGGUGGGGAAAUUAAACGCGUCACGUAUACUUCCUCGGGUGACAGCACACCUGUUCCAGUGACGACCAACACCACGCCGACUACACCAACAAUGGUUGUGAGGGUGAAUAAAACAGUCUCGUCGACGACUAGAAGGCCUCUUGCAACUGUAGUGUAUCCAAGAGGCAGUGCAACUACUAGAGGUACGGUGAUCCAAGCGAUACCGCGACGUAGACCGAGCUUGAUGCGGUCAACCACCGAAUCAUCUACCGAAAAGGAUAAGCUCGAAGAAACUACGGCCAGUUCUCAGAACCUUUAUCGAAAAGAAGAUAUUAUGAAAACUCGGGUGCAAUUAACAAAGCCCGUGUCUGUGACUGUGAAAGACGAUUUAAUUACAAAACAGACGACAACUGCAGCACCUUUAACGUUAAAAUCUGUGUAUGAACAUCACAAUGACAAAGAACAUGAUUCUAAUAAGUCUAAUGGUAUCAGACGUGAACUUGCUGGAACGAGUUCUAACCAUCACAUGGUGAAUUUGCAGCAGUCGAUGGGUGAUGAUUCAACUGACGUGUACGGGAGCCAUCUGUCACACGGAACUUUGCGUCCUCUUUUUACAACAACAACAACAACCCGACCCAGACUGAUACCGUUACAUUCUUUGCUAGCAUCGAGACAGAAAAUACAACAGAAAUAUCAAGACACAAAUUUAGAAGAUCAGGAAACAACUAUAGAAGCGAGUACAGGUCGUGUUUUCGAUCACGAAAACGUAGUGACGUCAAAUCCAGUGCCAGUGAUUCACAUACCAGCUCAUAGACCCGUGGAUGAACGAGAUUAUGAGCAGCCUUUAUAUCAACGACCUUCAACAAUCCAGUUCCGGACCCAAGAAUACUUGAGGGACAACCCUGGAGCACCGAUACCUAUAGGUAACCAGCGGCCCUUUCUCCACUUUGAAUACCAGGACAAAGUAUUGGAACCUCAGUAUGGAAAGGAACACCCUCAACAAAAGGCAUCUGAGGCGUCGUCAGUUCCAUACGAAUUAAGACCAGUUACAAGAGUAGUUCAAAUACCAGUGGACGAGAGGGGUGUUCCUAUUCAAGGCUACGAAGCGAGAUUCGUCAACCCUUAUCGAAGUCAGCCUCAGUACCAGAGAUACGAACCGAUCGACGAAAUGCAAUCUAUCUCGGCACCUGUAAGUACAAGAGAUUUUAAACGCUUGCUUCACAUUUUGAUACUAAGACAAAACCGUUUGCAAAAUUUAAUGGAUCAGUUAAUGCCCGGGCCGCCGUAUCAGCCUGUGUCGUACCGCCGCGAGACGUACCAGCCCCGGCAUUAUCAAGACGAUAACCGUUACGAUUACAGAUACGAACCGCGGUAUAGACAAGACGUGUAUUCAAACCAAGUGCAAUACGACGAUCAGUAUGAGAGCCAGAGGUACGUGCCUCGGCGACGAUACACCCGCCCGUACGAUUCCCAAAGUUCCGCUUCUAACCACAUUGACGAAAUACCCGAGUACCUUCCCGUCGAGGUCAGGGAAGCUUUACUCCUGAAGAUGCUUCUGCUUGCAAUCAAUCCUGACUAUGCGCCCACUCCAGCACCAGCUACCGAACUCACCACUGCAGCACCGACGCGUAAACAGGUGAGGAACGUUCAAAUACUCGGAGAGGAUGGCUCCACGAAAACAAAAUCAACACCGAGUAGGCACUAG
Pararge aegeria (speckled wood butterfly) is the source of this 1977-nucleotide messenger RNA. RefSeq lists its product as uncharacterized. Gene Ontology annotation, cellular component: chitin-based extracellular matrix. The record is from RefSeq and is a predicted model, not a curated record. The coding region runs from base 1 to 1977 and encodes 658 amino acids. The transcript has a single exon. Lineage: Eukaryota; Metazoa; Arthropoda; Insecta; Lepidoptera; Nymphalidae. Gene Ontology annotation, molecular function: structural constituent of chitin-based larval cuticle.